Messenger RNA from Stylonychia lemnae, 699 nucleotides. The record is from the annotation of a GenBank genome assembly. Lineage: Eukaryota; Ciliophora; Spirotrichea; Sporadotrichida; Oxytrichidae.
AUGAAUACCAUUUUGCAAAACUUUAAAGAGUAUCCGAUCUAUCUUUAUCUUUUACUGGGUGUUACAUUCAUUGGAGUCUCUGCUUCUAUGUUCUUGAAGAGAGAUCUAGAAAUGGAGGAAUAACUUUCAUAGCUUGAUAGGCAUAAACAAAAGAAUAAGGAAGCAAAAGCUUUGAAAGCCUAAUCAAAAAAUAAUCAAAGCUAGGAGAACAAACCUUAAAAAGUUGAAUAAAUCAAGGAGGUUUAAAAAUCAACUAAAGUUAUUGUCUAAGAGAAGCCAGCAUAAGUUAAGUAAGAGCAGCAACUUGUAGAAAGCAAAUAAGACCCUGCUGCCAAAGAAAAGUAGCAACCCAAAUAGUCUAAGUAAGCUCCUAAACAACAACAGAAUCAAUAAAAAGUUGAGUAAUUACAGAAUUCACAGUCUAAGACUGAGGAAAAGAAAAAAGAAGAACAGCUUAAAGUUUCAUAGCCAGUUCCUGAUGUUUAAUAUGAGCAAGUUGUGGAUAAGAAAUCAAAGAAAAGUAAAAAUAAGAAUACAGAGAGUAAACAUUAACCGAAGCAGAACAAUAACACGUCACAAUAAAUAUAAGAGGACAACUAAAAAUCUAUUUAGGAAUCAUAGCAGAUUAAGUAGUCUUCAUUUGAUGAUUAGGGAUGGACUGUUGUUUAGACAAGAGAUACAAAGAAAAAAGCUGAAUGA